AUGCGAGUGAAGCCGACUGCAACCACAGUUACAAAGUCCGAUGCAGCUGUCAUAAAGGUCACAUGGCUCUGUUCCGCUGUACUCAUGGCACCGGCCGAGACUGAAGUUCCUGAACCAGCGAUCACCACGGCCAUUCUGACAGUUUUUAUUGACAACCACUCAAGCUUUACUUUGGUACUGGAGAAGCCAAGUAAGCUGGCCGUCGUCGAAAAGACUCCAAGCAAACCGAAAUGGGAAACCAAAGAUGCAAGGGAAGGAGCAUUUGAAGUCAUAUCAACGCUAAUCAAACCGCUGCUCCUUAACGUCCCGAAUCGACUGAGCAAUUAUCUCUCGGAACCGACUCCUCAAAGCACUGUAAGGCAACGGCUUGAUGACUUGGUCUAUCCGGUGGUACUGGAGCUCCUGCAGGAUCUGGGAGAGUUCGCGAGGAGAGAAAGACGGAAAAAUCGGCUCAGUCAAAGCGAACCCCCAAUGAAACCUUUAUCAGGAUGUAUAGCAAAUGAUGUAACCGAACUGAUAUUGAUACGCUUAUCUGAGAAAUUACGUCAAGAAUACGGUACAUUCAACGAAACGCUGAACUUGAAUUAA
Ostertagia ostertagi is the source of this 588-nucleotide messenger RNA. The record is from the annotation of a GenBank genome assembly. Lineage: Eukaryota; Metazoa; Nematoda; Chromadorea; Rhabditida; Trichostrongylidae.